Molecule: messenger RNA, 3004 nt
Organism: [Torrubiella] hemipterigena
Lineage: Eukaryota; Fungi; Ascomycota; Sordariomycetes; Hypocreales; Clavicipitaceae
Source: the annotation of a GenBank genome assembly
GAGCGACAGUGGUUGUAGCGGCCGAAGAGAGAACUGGGGCGGCGGUCCUCCCUCACCCACACCAACCCGUCCCCUUCUUUUUCUCUUCUUAACAACGUCAUCUCUGACGUCUUCACCCCCGUUUUCCUGCCUCUCGCAACGACACCGCGACAGAAACCAGGCGUCCCUCGAUAACCGCCCGCUACCUGCGCCGCACCCUCCCACGGAUAAGCGCGUCUCCGUUUUGUACGGCCAUCUGGACAUUUUUAUAUUCGUCGUUUUUUUUUUCUUCUCGUCGAUAUCUCUUUUGCCUUUUGCCUUUUGUCUAGGCUUUGGCUUUGCGGACGAGGACAGAAGGAAAAAAAAAGUCUUGCGUCGACGGGAACUACGAAAAGUGCUCUCCGUAGGCUGGCUCUUUUUCAUCAGCAGGUUUAUUUUUGCCUAUAGAGCGCUAUCCACGAAGGCUGUAUUCUAUCCCUCCAGCCAAUAUCCUUUUUUUUCCUUUGCUGGCUGUUGCUGCUCGCUGUUCAAUGCGUUGUUGCCAGUGAAAUCAAGGACCACACCUAGUUGGAGUUUACCGCCCAGUAGCGCUGGCGCACGCAUCAGACUUGACUGACCACGCGUUGUCUGCUCACACGCACCCGCUCUCCUUUCUCUUUUCCCAUCAUCUUUCUUAUUCCCAUCCAUCCGCUUACACGGCAAAACCGAAUCGGCGGUGAUCCAGGCGUGCGGUAAACUUUUUUUGAUAACCCGCCGCCCGCUUGUUGUGCUGCUUUUGGCUUUAACAAGCGCAGGUUUGAUUUUCCUGCCCCCCCCCCACACACGCCCCCCUUUACCAGCAAGGCCGGUACACACUACAUCAUCGUCAUCAUGGGCGUUGCUGCGAACGACGCCUCAAAGAGAGGUGAGACGAAGUCUCCCAAGCAGCAAAACAAACCUUCUGCAUCCUCCAAAGACGGUACCUCCGACGUCAAAUCGGAUACAAAGACAAAGAUUGAAGCUUCGUCGAAUGCGACAACCACAAAGCCUCUCGCUCCUCCCCCUCGACCUGGUCAGCAAGGGACCAACACCCCCGACUUCUUCACCAGCCAGUCUGGAGGCUCUCUCAGUCUGGAGCCCAAUCCCUUCGAGCAAUCCUUUGGUGGUAGCGGCCCUGAGACGCCAGGAGGCACAAAGCUUCCCUCCGUCGCCGCCUUGACCUCUCCGUCCGCUCUUCUCCAAGGCUCAACAUCUACUCCUUUCACCUGGGGAGGCGGCUCGCUACGAACCGGCCCCCUCAGCCCCGCCAUGUUGUCGGGUCCUACCAACGACUACUUUAGCGACAAUCAUCAUAUGCGCAGUGGCUUUACUCCUAACGAGUCGUCACUUCGAUCUGGUCUUACCCCCGGUGGCAGUGGUUCUAUGUUCCCUGCUGCGAGCCCCAACUCCCAAGCCAUCUUUGCGCAGCUUGCUGGUGGAGGCGCAACCCCCAGCACUCUAGACUUCCAUCGCACUGCUCUUAGCGCUGCUUCUAAGCAGAACCAAGCCGCUAUUGCACCUACCAGUCAAGCCCCCGCUAGUGCUGCUGCCCCCCAGCCUCAAGAAAUGGCCAACAGCGCUGGCAUCAAGACGGAGGCCAAGGCCUAUGACCCUCAUGAUAAUGAUGCUGCCAACGGAUUGUUCUUGCUCGCUCAAGGCCGCAACAACAACCCCGUACCAGCCAACCCCACCACAGCCAAGGCGAAUGCCAAUACAAAGUCUACUGCUCCCAUGGACGCUGCAGAUGAUGCCAACAAUGGCGCUGAAGAUGGCGGUGCUAAGCCCAACACACGCGGCAAAGGCAAAAAGGGCGCAGCCACAGCCGCGACCGCCGCCUCGACUACUGCUAGAAGAAAAGCCGAGGAGCUCCCUGCCAAGGCGCCGCCGGCAAAGAAGUCUAAAGCAAGCGCCCCACCCCCUCCUAGUGAUGAGGGCUCAGAUGAAGAGGAUGGCGACGAUGACGAUGAGAAUGGCCCCAGAUCCAAGAUGACAGACGAGGAGAAGCGCAAGAACUUUCUCGAACGCAACCGCGUCGCUGCUCUCAAAUGUCGUCAACGUAAGAAGCAGUGGUUGGCUAACCUCCAGGCAAAGGUGGAAAUGUUUAGCACUGAGAACGACGCAUUGUCGGCCCAGAUUACACAGCUUCGCGAAGAGGUUGUCAAUCUCAAGACAAUGCUGUUGGCGCACAAGGACUGCCCUGUCACUCAACAACAGGGCAUCCACGGCGCUUUUAUGUCACAAGUUGUCGAGCCGUUUAACGGUCAGAUGAACCCGUACGGAAUGGCACCUGGCAUGCCUAACCAGCAACAAGUCAUGGCUGGACAGGGUGUUCAGAGACGCUUUUCUUAGCAACAGCUGUAGCUGCUGCUAGAUACAAAAGGGUAGAGGGAUUCCAUGACCUAACAUUUGCUGGCUUUCAGUUUAUGUUUGUGAUCCCUCUCGUCCUUCUUCUUCAUCUUCUCGAAGCACAACCACGUCGAUCGAGAAGAUCUUUUAUUCUUUUUUCCCAAACUAGUCUGUACGAUUACACUGCUCAUGAAGAACAGGCACAGUUUUGUCUGGGAAAGUUCCCACGACUAUCACAAACAAGCUCACUUGGCUGCUCUGUGUGUCGUCGUUUGGACGGCAUUCAGUGAGCCAUGUUUGCGCCUAAGCUUCUUUUCUCCUAUCUGCCACUGGAUUUAGGCACAAAAGGGAACAUGCCAGGAGCAGAUCCUGGCUUCUUUGCGGCGUUUAUUUUGGAUGUUUUGCCAUUGAUGAUGAGUACGUUCUACGGACCGUACUCGGUGUUGCUAGGAUAACUGCGAGAUUCUUGUGCGAUUGAUUUGUUGUCAUAAAAAUAGCCAGAACAUGACGAGGCUAUCUGUUAUUUUUAGACUUGCAAUGAUAUAAAUGAAUAUAUCUGUACACACACGCAAGAAUCUUUCGAAGUUUUAAAUAUAAGUGACCUGUAUAAGGUGAAACUAGGGUAAAAUCAAAUGAGCAGGUGUAAAUACAGAGAUGAAUA